AAGACAUUUGAGAAGAGAGUUUAGAAUUUCAGCUUUUAUUUCCUGGUAUUUAUAUGUAGAUGUGUUAAACAGCAUAGCACAUUUGUAUCAGACUACCCAAUUUGUAGGUAAGCAAAAAUAUUGGAACAUGUGACUGACCGGUGUUUCAUGUUACCCAGGUGUGUCCAAAUCAAUUGGAGUUUCUGAUCUGUUAAAGUUUUGUUUAGCAGUGAAAGUCAAUCACCAGAUCUUAACCCAAUUGAGAAGCAUUUCACCCCCUGAAGGGGAGACUGACUGGAGAAUCCCCCGAAACCACCAACAACUGAAACAGGCUGUUGUAAAAGCCUGGAAAAGCAUCAUAAAAGAAGAAAUCAACAGUUUGGUGAUGUUAGUGAGUCACAGGCUUGAUGCAGUUAUUGCAAGCAAGGGAUAUGCAACCAAAUAUUAAGUGUUAUUUACUUUAAUUUACCACAGGACUUGUGUUCCUAUAGUUUUGCUUACCUAAAAAAAUUGGCAGUCUGAUCGAAAAGAUUCUUUGUUUUAUGUUGUUUAACACAUCUCAGUAUAAGUACGAGGAAAUAAAAACUGAAAUUUUAAACUCUUGUCUCAUAUCCCUAUAUUGAUAUCAAACCCAAAUGUCGUUGGUGUGUAGCAAAAAUGAAUUGACUUGCCGUUUCGGAGGGGAUUGUAUUUUUGAUCAUUUUUAUUAAGGUUGCCAAUUCUUAAUUUAGUUGAUUUUGAAUAUCAAAUUUUAAACUCAGAGUUGAAUGAGAUUCAUACAGUAUAUCUCAGAAUGCUUGGAUUAUAUUGGUUCAUGCUUUAACUUUCUUUUAAUUAUUUUUUUUAUACAGCCAUAUUUUUAAAGGGUGCAAAUAAAAUAGGUCAUAAAUGAAUAGGUAUUCUUCAGUUUCCAACCAGCCAUGAGAGCAUUUUCACUUGAUUUGUUUUGUUUUUGUAGAAAGAUGACAAUAAUUCAAACCUGUCUACAGAAGACAAACAUCACUUGAGAGGCUAAUGUUAGGAAUAUGCCAAUCUUGAAAUGUUUAUGUAUGCAUUAUGGGACAUUAAAUGUCUACAAAGAUGAACAAGGUGAAGAGCUUGAAGCUAGAAAUAGAGAGCCAAUCACGGAUCAUGAAAAUAGUUUAGAAAUAUGAGAUGGAGAGGGAUAAACAGGCAAGACUUAUUUAUGCAUUAUGUGUCCUUCCUAUCUCUCGCUACACCCCCUCCUUCUCCAGGAGCCCUCUGAUCUCUGUCCUCGCUCUGUUUUCUGUCCAAUGUCCUCUGUUCUUUCUCCUUGCUUGUGCUGGCAGGCUGAUGUAAAGGCCUGAGAAUGGGGAAACACCCGGUGAGUGUUUGCACACAGUUGCUCUCUUAUUGCAGAGAGGGAACUCCUGACCGUCACUCCUGGAAUCUUACAGUUUUGACUUUUCUUACAGCUCUUUAUUUUUCACUAAGCCAUUUUUUUGGCUGCUGUACUCCACAGGUUUCAGUAAUCAAGGCUGAAUGUGCAGAAGAGUCUUCUGUAAUGGAUGAUGACAAGACUGCCACCUGGGAUGACAGGACAGUGUCAUAGGUAACCGUUUUGGGUUUUUAGACUUCAUAGGCAACAUAGGCAAACAUUAAACGUAACCUUUCAUUCCCCUGUUUCUGCUUUUCUGUCUUGACAUUAUUAGGCAGAGCAGACAGCUAUUAGCAAGCACAUUUCCCUUGCAGUUAGUUGAUGUGGACCUGACGAAACAUACCCAGUGCGCCUUAAUUAACACUCUGAACCUCCUGGUCAAAUCCCAGAGGAUUCUGAUGAACCAUGCGCUGCUCGACGCUGCUGACAAUCCUGACAGCCGUGCUGCUGUAUCUGGUGAUGGGAGCGUUGGUGUUCGGCUGGCUGGAGGCUCCCAAAGAAGAACAGGCUUAUGACCAGCUGCUUAACUCUCGACUCACAUUCCUGCACAAGCACAACUGUGUUCAAGAGAGCAGCCUCAGUGAGUUCACUCAGCAAGUGAUUGCUGCGAUUGAGGCUGGUGUGGAUGCCAGAAUCAUGUCUAAUUUCACCAGCAGAUGGGAUCUAGCCAAUGCCUUCUUCUUCUGUGGGACCAUCAUCACCACCAUUGGGUUUGGAAACCUCUCCCCGAAGACAGAAGGAGGCCAACUAUUUUGUAUAUUCUAUGCUUUAGUGGGGAUCCCCAUGUUUGGUAUCCUGUUAGCUGGAGUUGGAGAUCAUCUGGGCACCAUGCUCAGGAAGGCAAUUGCAAAGAUAGAGGCUCUGUUCCGGCAGAAGAAGGUGAGCCACACCAGUGUACGGGUCAUAUCUGCAGUGUGCUCCAUUCUGAUUGGCUGCUUGAUCUUCAUUGCCUUACCCACCGUGGUCUUUCAGGAAGUGGAAAACUGGACGCUUCUGGAGGCAGGAUACUUUGUAGUGAUCACACUGACAACUGUGGGCUUUGGUGACUAUGUAACAGAGAACCGGAAAGAUGGCAUUCCUAUAUACAAGCCCCUCGUGUGGUUGUGGAUUGUGUUUGGCUUGGCCUACUUUGCCUCCAUCCUCACUAUGAUAGGCAACUGGCUCCGAAUGCUCUCCAAGAAAACCAGGGCAGAGAUGGAGGAGCUAAGAGCACAUGCUACAGAUUGGACCCAGAAUAUCCAGAACAUGUCUAUGGACUUUCGCAUCCCUGUCCCUCUGGACCUUAAUGAUCCCUUCCAGCUCCAUCGUAGGCGCAGAAGGAAACGCCGCCGUGGUGCCCACCAUCGGCACCCAAGGCUUACUGUGGACGGACUUCCUCAUGGAGUUUCUCUGGAGGUUAAUUCCAUCAGGGAAAAUGGCCAUCUGUUUGUGAACUGGCCUGGUUCCCGGUUUAACAGUGCAUCAGACACCAGAUUAUAUACGAGUUAUGAGAAGAGACCUGGAUCAUGCUUGGCACCAGGACAAAACUCAAGGCCUAUCUCACGCUCUGAAUUGAGGUCUAAUUCCAAGGCUGGAUCAGGAUCCACAUCCAGGUCAGUUUCAGGAUCAGACUCCAGAUCUGAGACACCAUCAGAAUCCUGGUCCCAGUCAGAGUGGAACUCGCAGGGGUCUGGGUCAGGAGCUGAGCCUGAGAAAAAGCAAGCAAGCGUAAAUGAUAUCCCUGUUGUUUUGAUCGGAAGCUGUGCGAGUCUUCCACCUCCUUCUCCUGCUCCUUCUUCUCCCCCUGAGCCCUCUCUCCUGGACUUCUUUGGUGAGAACUUGGCCUACAUUGAUGAGUCCUCGGACACACUAAGUGACCGCAUCAAAGUGUCUGGAGCUGGCUCAAACCGGCCUCGCAGGCCCAAGAAAAGAAGCAUAAGAAGGCAGCUUCCAUCCAUGAGUCCGUUAGGACUACAGAGAGCAUGCAGCAGUGAACUUCAUCCCCCAUCAUAUCCACCAACACCUCCGCCAAUAAAAGACUGAAGACAUUAGUCCCCAAUCUCUGCAGGAAAUGUGAAACUUGAGUUUUUCACUCCAAGCUUAACAACGCAUACGGAAAUGUGUGAGUAGCCACAAAUCGGAGUUAAUUUACAAAGAAAACAAUGUUUUCAUGGAUAAAGUCAUAUCCCUGUGGCUAGCUUGAAAAAGAUGUUAACAAACAUACAUGUGUUCUGUGUUUGAUACUUAGAACUCUUACCCAGUGGUUGAAUUUCAGAAUAGUCUUGGGGGUUGUGGUCAAUUACAAUGGCAGAGGAUUUGGGAAUAUAGUCAUUAUAUAAGGCCAUAAUAUAGCCUACACACUAUAUAAAGCCCACAUAAAAGAUAAAAUCUAAAACCCUUAAGAGAGGUCUUCAGUUGUCCCUCUGGGAAAACCCUUCUAUGUAGAUCCCUACAAGUGAUGAUUUCUCUAUCAGAAAGAGAUCCAAGCUAGAACCCUUUUGCAAGCUAAGAAUACCUUGAAAAAAAUGUGAAGGAAAAAAAAAAAGUGUGCACUAAUGUUCAACUUAGGUAGCAUGUUUUCCCCCCAAAUGUCAUUAAACUGCUCUGGAAAUAUCUUCUUUACCAUGAAAGAAGGCUAAAGCCAAUUUUUUAUAACCUAUUUAAUGGAGUAGCAUAGUAAUAUAUUAAAAUAAUCCCCAAGAUUCCAAACUCAGAUUUACCUUUUUGUUAACUUUAUUAACUGACAUGUUUCACAGAUUAAUGUUGGUUGUAUCUAUUUUUUCCUUUAUAAGGACUUUUAAGAUAUUGUAAUCAGUAAUAGACACCUAAAUAAUGUAUAAUAUACAUUAAUGAACACGGUUAUAAGAAAUCAAAAAAGGUUGGAAAUGGGGGCGGGGGGGGGGGUGUUGCUUUACAAGUGGUAUGCACAUGUUCAUGUCACUAAUACUGAUACAUGCCUUUGUGAUAUGGCUGUCAGUCAUUGAGUCUUUCAGCCAAUAUUAAAAGGUUCCGAAGUGCAACAUUCCCAAUUUUACUACUAUUGUUACUAUUGUCCCUUCCCAGUGUAGACGAUC
Ictalurus furcatus (blue catfish) is the source of this 4431-nucleotide messenger RNA. It is a transcript of the gene kcnk4a, whose product is annotated as potassium channel, subfamily K, member 4a. Lineage: Eukaryota; Metazoa; Chordata; Actinopteri; Siluriformes; Ictaluridae. The record is from RefSeq and is a predicted model, not a curated record. The transcript is spliced from 8 exons. Gene Ontology annotation, molecular function: potassium ion leak channel activity. The coding region runs from base 1784 to 3400 and encodes 538 amino acids. Gene Ontology annotation, biological process: stabilization of membrane potential; potassium ion transmembrane transport. Gene Ontology annotation, cellular component: membrane.